UAGAUUGUUACAAAUUUUGAAGAAAACAAACUAGCUAAGUGUUUAUUUGUAUGUACGAUCUUCUUCAUCGAGGUCAGAAGUCAAAGAAAGAAAGAAACAAUGAAGAAUUGAUCAUUUGCAGUUUCUUUUAUACAACGCAAAACCUUCGUCACUCGUACCACUCAGCCGCUAGAGCUUCUCCUAUUUCACACCACCAUCUUCCCUUCAACCCCAACUUGUUCUCUUUCAUCCAGAUGCUCAAAUGCGCCUCUGUAGUCUGUCGCCCUUCUUUUUCCGGCGUGAUUCAUCUCUUCACCAAGUCGAUUGUUGCAGCUGAAAUCCCCAUUGUUCAUCGCCGCCGCCGGCAUAAAUCUGAAUCCGCCUACCCCAGCUUUCAGGUCAAGCCACACCAGAAAGAAGAUACCUCAUUCUGGGAUAAAACGUUAAGGGGCUUAUGUUCGACUGGGAGAUUGCCUGAAGCAGUUGCACUUUUGUGCUGUAUGGCCUUGCAAUUUCACUCCAAAACUUACCGUCUUCUGUUACAAGAAUGCAUUUUCAGGAAAGAGUACAUGAAAGGAAAAAGAAUCCAUGCCCAAAUGGUUGUUGUUGGACAUGUACCCAAUGAAUAUAUUAACACCAAACUACUGAUAUUAUAUGCCAAAUCAGGUGACUUAGAAACUGCAUAUAUCCUUCAUGAAAAUUUGUUGGAGAAAAGUUUGGUUUCAUGGAAUUCAUUGAUUGCUGGGUAUGUACAGAAGGGGCUUGGAGAAGUUGGAUUGGAGUUUUAUUUUAAGAUGAGACAAAGUGGUCUAUUGCCUGAUCAAUAUACCUUUGCAUCAGUUUUGAGAGCUUGUGCUAGUUUAGCUUCUUUGGAACAUGGAAAGAGAGCACAUGGAGUUUUGAUUAAAUGUCAAAUUGGUGAUAAUGUUGUUGUGUCUAGUGCCCUAGUAGAUAUGUACUUCAAAUGCAGUAGCUUAUCUGAUGGGCAUAAGGCAUUUAACAAAUCUUCAAAUAGGAAUGUAAUUACAUGGACUGCUUUGAUAUCUGGGUAUGGCCAACAUGGAAGAGUUUUUGAAGUUUUGGAAUCAUUUCAUAGUAUGAUAAAUGAAGGCUACCGACCAAAUUAUGUUACUUUCCUUGCGGUUCUUGCUGCUUGUGGUCAUGGAGGCUUUGUAUCCGAAGCGUUGAGAUACUUUUCGUUGAUGACAAAGAUGUAUGGAAUUAAACCAAGAGGGCAACAUUAUGCUGCCAUGGUUGAUCUUCUUGCCAGGGCUGGGAGGUUGCAAGAAGCCUACAACCUUGUCCUCGAUGCACCUUGCAAGGAGCACUCUGUUAUGUGGGGGGCUUUGGUUGGGGGCUGUAAGGUUCAUGAAGAUAUAGAUUUGAUGAAACAUGCUGCAGCAAAUUACUUUGAAUUGGAUCCUGAAAAUUCUGGGAAAUUUGUGGUUUUCUCAAAUGCUUUUGCCACAUCUGGGCUGUGGGACAAUGUUGAAGAGAUUAGAGCUAUGAUGAAGAAAUCAGGAAUGAGUAAGGAUCCUGGUUAUAGUAGAAUUGAGAUUCAAAGGGAGUUUCACUUUUUCGUCAUGAGUGAUAAGUCUCAUCAACAAACUGAGGAGAUUUAUAGAACCAUUAACAGUAUAACUCCAAUUUUGAAGGAUGCAGGGUAUACUCCUGAACUAUGUGGACACUAAUGUAGAGAUUAAAUUUAUGCUAAGCCGAUACCAAAGUUACUAUAUGUAGAAUGUACAUGAGAAAACUCAUUAAGUUACCGUUUUUUUUGGCUUACUGUUGAAACACAUUGUCAAUAAUAUUCAAUAGAAUUAAAAAAAUUUAGGUUUCUCCUCAUAUGUGCUUUAUGAAUAUACUGAGAUUGCACAGAGAUCAAAAAGACUGCUCUUGCAGAGAAUCAAGACCCUUGGCCCCUUGGGCACCAAAAAACUACCAAGUUCAAAGUAGGAUCUGAAGAGGGAAUUUUAGAACACAAACCCAUAUCGAAGUCAAAGUUACAAGUUUCAACUGAUUAGUAACUGAACAUAGAGAAUGGAUUGGCUGAUUGACAAGAUUUGUAUAAAUACCGAAUGUUAUCAUUUAUGAAUACUA
Messenger RNA from Benincasa hispida (wax gourd), 2079 nucleotides. Its product is annotated as Tetratricopeptide repeat (TPR)-like superfamily protein. Gene Ontology annotation, biological process: RNA modification. Gene Ontology annotation, molecular function: protein binding; RNA binding. NCBI's taxonomy places the organism in Eukaryota, Viridiplantae, Streptophyta, Magnoliopsida, Cucurbitales, Cucurbitaceae. The record is from RefSeq and is a predicted model, not a curated record.